Syngnathoides biaculeatus (alligator pipefish) is the source of this 4056-nucleotide messenger RNA. It is a transcript of the gene ssh2b, whose product is annotated as slingshot protein phosphatase 2b. Gene Ontology annotation, molecular function: protein tyrosine/serine/threonine phosphatase activity; actin binding. The record is from RefSeq and is a predicted model, not a curated record. Gene Ontology annotation, cellular component: cytoplasm. Gene Ontology annotation, biological process: actin cytoskeleton organization; negative regulation of actin filament polymerization; protein dephosphorylation. NCBI's taxonomy places the organism in Eukaryota, Metazoa, Chordata, Actinopteri, Syngnathiformes, Syngnathidae. The transcript is spliced from 14 exons. Bases 982 to 4056 code for a protein of 1024 amino acids.
AAAAAAAAACAGAAAAAAAACCCGAAAAAAUGCAUAAUGAUAAUCACGCAGACUAAGAUUCUCCUGUUGUCCAUAAGGAGGCGCUGGGCUCUCUGCCACUCGGUUCAGAAUGGAGACCCUUCAAAGCUUCAGGGAGGCUUUUUUGGGGGGGAUAAAACUGCUUCCUGUCCUGGUGUCAAUUCAUUCCGCUGCUCCUUUUUCUAUCAAGCAACUAAUGAACGUAUCGGCCUCUGGUAGGGGCAUGUCAGUCCGUCCUCCAUAUUGAAUGUGUCACUUGGUGGACGCACACUAACAACACUUUUGAGUCACCGAAGGUUCUGGGGUUGAACUCCCCAGCGCGCCCCGCCCAUAUGUUAUGUUGAUAUGUUGUGCGUUCCUUGUGUCGGUACGACUACCGUAAUUUCCGGCCUGCAAGCCGUGACUUUUUUUUUUCCACACGCUUUCAACCCUGCGGUUUAUGCGGUGAUGCGGCUAAUUUGUGCAAUUUUUCUAACGGCCCCAAGGGGGCACUCGAGCAGAAAAGGUAAGAGUGAGACCGGUGGAAUAGAUGUGCCGAGGACGUGACUUUGACCGGUCCUGUUAGUGCUGCGCUAGCAUGUUGCUCCUGUGUUACUGGUGUGUCUCAGUGAUAUUUACUGGUAAGUUUUAUUUUAACCGGCCCUGUGGGCGUUAGCGCUAGUGUGAGGCUAACAUUAGGGCUGCUAGCGCUGGCGUUAGCGUUAAACUCUUUCUAUGUACCGGCUUUCUUUCUUUGUAAAUAUAUCGUAUUUCAUUGCGGGUUUCAACGUGGGCGCUUGCGGCUUUUACACAGCUGCGGCGUACCUAUGUACCAAAUGGUAUUUCCUUUAUGCGGCGAUGCGGCUAAUUUGUGCAAUUUUUCUAACGGCCGCAAGGGGGCACUCGAGUGGAAAAGGUAAGAGUGAGACCCGGUGGAAUAUAUGUGCCGAGGAAGUGAGUUUGACCUGUUAGUGCUGCGCUAGUAUGUUGCUGCUGUGUUUUUGGCGCGUCUCAGUGAUAUUUACUGUUUCCUUUUUUGGGUCCAGCAUUAGCGAAAGUUUCCUGACCGUGAAAGGGGCCGCACUCUUCUUGCCCCGGGGAAAUGGCUCCUCAUCGCCGUCCGGAUCCCGCUUCUCCGAACUGCCCAACAAACACGCAGGGGACAUCCAGCAGCAUCUUCAGACAAUGUUCACCGUCCUCAGACCGGAGGACAACAUCAAACUGGCGGUCCGGCUGGAGAGCGCUCACACGCCGACGACGCGCUACAUGGUGGUGGUGUCCACCAACGGGAGGCAGGACACCGAGGAGAGCGUCGUCCUCGGAGUGGACUUCAGCCCCGUGGACAGUUCCUGCUCCGUGGGUUUGGUUCUCCCCCUGUGGAGCGACACACUGAUCCAUCUGGACGGAGACGGAGGCUUCAGCGUGUCCACGGACUGCCGGGUGCACGUGUUCAAGCCCGUCUCCGUGCAGGCCAUGUGGUCGGCGCUGCAGUCGCUGCACAAAGCCUGCGAGGUGGCGCGAUGUCACAACUACUUUCCGGGCAGCCUGUUCCUCACCUGGGUCAGCUACUACAGGAGCCGGAUCUCCUCGGACCAGGCCCACAUCAACGAGUGGAACGCCAUGCGGGACCUGCAGUCGCACCGCGCCGACUCCCCCGUCCUGUUCUCUGACACGCCCACAGAACGAGAGCUGACCGAGCGCGAGAUUAAAAGCGGUUUGAGGGAGAUCAUGAUGCAAAAUGACCUGGAGAACGUCACCUGUAAGGAGAUCCGCACCGAGCUGGAAAUGCACAUGACUUGCAACCUGCGGGAGUUCAAGGAGUUCAUCGACAACGAGAUGAUCGUCAUCUUGGGGCAGAUGGACAGCCCCACGCAGAUCUUCGAGCACGUCUUCUUGGGUUCCGAGUGGAACGCGUCCAAUUUGGAGGAAUUGCAGAAGAGCGGAGUCCGCUACAUCCUGAAUGUGACGCGGGAGAUCGACAACUUCUUCCCGGGGGUCUUCGAGUACCACAACAUCCGCGUGUACGACGAGGAAGCCACGGACUUGCUGGCCUACUGGAACGACACCUACAAGUUCAUCACCAGAGCCAAGAACGACCACUCCCGGUGCUUGGUGCAUUGCAAAAUGGGGAUCAGUCGCUCGGCGGCCACGGUCAUCGCCUACGCCAUGAAGGAGUACGGCUGGGAUCUGACAGAGUCCUUCGACUACGUGAAGGAGCGCCGGGCGGUCGCCAAACCCAACCCUUCCUUCAUGAGGCAGCUGGAGGAGUACCAGGGCAUCCUGCUGGCCAGCAAGCAGCGGCACAACAAGCUGUGGCGUUCUCACUCCGACAGCGACCUCUCCGAGCACCAGGACCUGCUGUACAAAGACGACGGCCACCCGCACAGCUUGGGCAGCCAGGCCGCCGUCCCGCUCGGGCCCUCCGUCAGAGACCUGCUGGACUUGCCGGCGGCCGACGGGACGGCGCGUUGCGCCCGCCGGCCCGACGUCCCGGCCCGCCCGCUCAGCUCACCCCCGUGCGGCGGCGUUGCGGCGUCGCCGUCACCCCCGCCGUUCUCUAACGGUCCGAGCGAACCCGCGGAGGAGGUGGAGCGCGAUCAAUCCGCUUCCGCGCCGCCCACGGCCGCGACUGCGGUGCCGGGGGUCCCCCGCCCAGACGCCGUCGUAACGGUGGUGCAGAGUGUCGCCUUGGGGCAGCCGUACCCCCCCGCGGCCCUGCACCGCCUGUCGCCGUCGUCCCCGCCGCCCUCCACGCCUGAAGCGGAGAUCUCGCAUCGGGGCUGUUGCUCUGACCCGCCCGCGGUGUCGCCUGUCCACACGCCGGACUGCUCGGUUCCGGACAGUCCCCCUCCCGCCAGAGACGCCCUCCUCGCCCCCGUCUUCCCCUGCGUGUCGUUUGGACACGCCGACCGCAUCAACUUCUUCAGCGCCAGGGAGAAGUUCAAAGGGAUGACCCAAGACUGUCGCGGCGCCAAGCAACAUUCUCCUCCCGAAUCCCUCGCUGGAGAAGACACGAAAAGAAAGACGGUCGUUCCUGUGCAGGUCGCAGGAUCGAAGCCGUCCCUGCGGUCGGAGCGGUCCGAGCUCGGCCAGUCGGAGCGUUGCGACCGGGAAGCGAGGAGGUCCGAGCAGGACGUGGAGGGCGGGGACCUUUCUUGUCAGAGCGCGAAGCAGGAAGUGAAGAACGAAGAGGAGGAUGGCGUUUGUCUCGACAGGGACUGGAGGCGGGGUUCCGUCCGUCGUGUCACGCGCCAGCUGGAGUAUCGGAUAAAGCGGGAAAGCCGCGUCCCCUCGCCGUCCCCGCCCUCGCACUCAGGAAGCCCCUCCCUCUCUCAGCGCCGCACGUCGGCGCAGCCGGUCGCCGCCCGCGACCGAGAGGAGCAGCACGCCGUGAAAGGCGUCCUGGUCAGAAUGACGAGCGGGAGCGCAAGGAACGCCGACAGCGACUGGAUGUCCGUCGUCGAUUUCCUGUAUGCGGGGGGGUCGGCGGGCCCGCACUGCGACGGCGCCGUCCUGAAAGAGACAUGGGAGACGCUCCGCGAGCUCGGCGCCUUCCUGUUGCAGGUGAGCGUGGGCGCGCCUGGAGCCAAUCGAAAACGAGGCGGCGGCGCACAGAGGCACGUCCGGGAGGCGGAGGCUCGGAUCCGCCAGGCGGGCCUGACCCCGCCCUCGCUGAUGAAACGCUCGGCCUCGUUAGCCAAGUUAGGCUGUCUGGACCUGCUCGCCAACGACCUCACCGACUGGGACCUGAGCCGCGCCCACGCCGUCUUUGCCGCGCAUCCGUCCGCUGACGCGCUCUCUGCAGAGCCUUCGGUCCCCGCGGGCGCCGAGGACCCCAAGAAGCACCGCGUCCACGACGCUCCCUCCACAGUUGACCGGACGGCCGCGGAGUCGGCCACGCCCCCGGUCGAGAGGCCACGCCGGCCCCAAGACUCGCCGCCGGCGUCGUCGUCCUCUACCGAUUUUCCGCUCUUCACCUCCAGGCAGCAGUACGGAAGAAGUCACCCUGUAAGGCGCCUGAAAAAAUCAACCCUCAGCGCGUUCUACCACACCAUGUAG